Messenger RNA from Lactuca saligna, 1577 nucleotides. Lineage: Eukaryota; Viridiplantae; Streptophyta; Magnoliopsida; Asterales; Asteraceae. The record is from the annotation of a GenBank genome assembly.
AUGUUAUAUGUGUGAUAUGCAAUCUUUGUUAUAAAGAAAACAAUGAAAAAAAUAUUCCGGUUAAACGGAGUUCGCAACGCUUUCGAUAAUAUUAAAGUUCAAAGUUGAACCUGACUUAUACGGAUGAUCGCUUUUGAUAAUAUUAACUUUUGGCAUUUUGCUAAUUUAAACUAUUUUUUAAAAAUUGGUCCGUGGGAUUAACCUAAUUUGUUAAUAUUUUCCUAAAAUUUUAGUUGGGUGGAGUUGAUAUUUUAUAUUAUUUUUUAAUAAAAAUAUGUGUAAUUACAAAUUGUAUUCUUCAAAGUCGUUCUAAAAUAUAAAACUAAUGAAUCAAUUCUAAAAAAAUAUAAAUAAAUGAUGAAUUACUCGAACUAACGAUCCAAAAAUAAUAUAAAAAAGGGAACAGGCACGGCGGGAGGGUUUCAAGUAAUCAAGUUGCAGUAGAAGGAAUACCGAAAACGUAAAUCAUGGGAUGGGCAAUAGCUUUGCACGGCGGAGCCGGCGAUAUUCCGGUCGAUUUACCAGCUGAACGCCGUGAACCUCGAGAAGCUGCCCUCCGCCGUAUCCUUCAGAUCGGUGUCUCCGCUCUUAAUGCCAAAUGCUCUCCCUUAGAUGUCGUUGAACUUGUGGUAUGUGAACUGGAAAACUGUCCAGACUUCAAUGCUGGUAAAGGAUCUGUUCUAACCACCAAUGGAACAGUUGAGAUGGAAGCUUGCAUCAUGGAUGGAAUUUCAAAAAGAUGUGGUGCAGUUUCUGGUGUCACAACAGUUGUCAAUCCCAUCUCUUUAGCCAGAAAAGUCAUGGAAAAAACUCCUCAUAUUUAUCUUGCUUUUGAUGGAGCAGAGUCCUUCGCAAGAGAACAGGGGCUCAAAACUGUAGAUAAGAGCCAUUUCAUCACUCCUGAAAACAUCCAGAGAUUAAAGCAAGCAAAAGAAUCCAACAGAGUUCAACAAGACUAUACACAACCUAUUAAAACACCAGAUGAGAAGGUUGCUGACGGGGAUAGCAAACUUGGAACCGUCGGAUGUGUGGCGGUGGACGGUCUCGGCAACCUAGCCGCCGCCACUUCCACCGGCGGUCUGGUCAACAAAAUGGCGGGAAGGAUCGGAGAUACGCCCAUCAUCGGUGCAGGGACCUACGCGAAUAAGUUGUGUGCCGUUUCUGCAACCGGUAGAGGUGAAGCCAUAAUACGGGACACGGUGGCGAGGGAUGUGGCGGCGGUUAUGGAGUAUAAAGGUUUAGGUCUGAAGGAGGCGGCGGCGUAUGUUGUACAUGAGGUUACGCCGAAGGGUACCACCGGGUUGGUGGCGGUGUCUGGUGGUGGUGAGGUUGCUAUGCCUUUUAAUACGACGGGUAUGUUUAGGGCUUCGGCUACUGAAGAUGGGUUUAUGGAGGUUGCGAUUUGGUGAUUUGAGUGAUCGAUUUCAUCUUAUGUUCAUUAAUGUGUUAAUGACUUAAUGGGGUAGUUAUAUUUGUCUUAAUCUAUUAAGAUAUCAGUAAUUUCUCUAUUUGUUUUAUUUUCGUCUUAAUUUCUUUCGUGAUAAAUUUAAUAAAUAUUUAUAAAAUUUAUCGAUAAA